This is a messenger RNA of Trematosphaeria pertusa, 2817 nucleotides long. RefSeq lists its product as uncharacterized. Gene Ontology annotation, biological process: DNA replication initiation; mitotic DNA replication checkpoint signaling; mitotic G2 DNA damage checkpoint signaling. Lineage: Eukaryota; Fungi; Ascomycota; Dothideomycetes; Pleosporales; Trematosphaeriaceae. Bases 248 to 2698 code for a protein of 816 amino acids. The record is from RefSeq and is a predicted model, not a curated record. The transcript has 7 exons.
CCGCGAAUCUCGGAGAUGGCACGGCAGGCGGCGGCAGAUCUCGAACGAUGUGGCGGUGAUGCGCCGUUGUGGCUUCCCCCGAUGUUGAGUCUAAAUUACGCUCACGUGACCGCUCCCCGCAACGCGUCUGGCUCGCCAAGCUUUGAUACGCGAUGUUGCAUUGCCCGAGCAGCGAGGCGCGACUUCGAUGCAUCAACCUCGACGACGAUGGAUGGCGCCAUUGGGGGAUAUGGUCUGAACGAGCCAGAUGCCCCUCGCCGGGGCUGUUCUGUGCUGCACCUCCAUCGCCCCCGAGCAGCGCGCAGAGCUCGCAGCCAUCGGCGCGCAGAUGGGCGCAACCAUCAAGCUCGACCUCACCUCGGACGUCACGCACCUCGUCGUCGGCAACAUCAACAGCGCCAAGUACCGCUACGUCGCAAAGUCGCGCGAGGACGUCAAGGUCCUCCUGCCGCAAUGGCUCGAGGCACUACGCACAGUGUGGAUGGAGGGUGACGACGUCGACGUGGCGGAGCUCGAGGAGAAGUACCGGCUGCCGACAUUCUACGGGCUCAAAAUAUGCCUCACUGGCUUUGACAAUCCGGAGCAGCGAAAGUUCAUACAGGACACCGUCGUGCAGAACGGCGCGGAAUACCACGGCGACUUGACCAAAAACAUCACUCACCUGAUCGCAGCCACCCCGUCUGGCAAGAAGUACGAGCACGCCGUCAACUGGAGGAUGAAAGUAGUAAGCUGGGAGUGGUUUGAGCAGAGCAAAGAACGAGGCAUGGCGCUGGACGAAAACUGCUAUCAUCCUACGAUGCCGGCUGAAGAACGUGGGAAAGGCGCAUGGGAUCGUCGGCAGAGCACAUCGCCUACUUUGGGCAAGCGCAUGCGAGAUACAGAGCAAGCCCAGAUUUUAAAUCCCCUGCGACGAAAACUACGGCGCUCUGCGAGCUCCCGAAUGGGGAGCCAAAGCGAGGCCUUGUGGGCUGGCAUUACCGCAGCUGGCUUAGAGAGGAAAAAGAAUGAGGAGGAUGACUGGACGGAUAACAAUUUUGCUAAGCAAGACGUACCACCGACAGAUGCGCCAAGUGCAGAGGCGGAAGCGCAAGAUGAUGCGCAGCCCGAGGACGACUCUGCGUUUCGCCCUCGUCGGCCCCUCCCUGACGAAAACGGAAUUUUCCAAGGACGGUUGGUGUUCGCGCACGGUUUCGACCAGAGCAAAACCAACAUUCUGCGCGAGCACUUGGACGGCAACGGAGCGAUUGUGAUUCGCGAAUCUGCAGAACUCAACAAAUUUUCCUCGGAUGAUCUUAGAAGGGGUUAUCUCGUGAUACCCCAAGAUGUGCCGCUUGACCUCGCACCGCUUCCGGGAGGAGCGGAAGGCAUGAUCUUAGUCACCAAUUGGUGGGUCGAGCGCUGUCUACACGGAAAAUGCCUAGUGGACCCCGCAGACAACGUUCUAUGCAGGCCUUUCAGUAAACUCAGUAUUAGUGGGUUUGACGGCUUGACGAUCAAUAUCACAGGCUUUACUGGCAUCGAGCUUCUCCACGUGACGAAAGCAAUUGCACUCAUGGGGGCCACGUACGAUGAGAUUUUGUCCCUCAAAACUUCCGUCAUGAUCUGUCACACACGGAAGCCCAAUCCCGACAAAUUCAAAUUCGCGACCGAUAAGCACAUUCCGGCUGUGCACGCGACUUGGCUGUGGGAUUGCAUACGCGGUGGCGAAGCACAGCCCUAUGACACCUACCUACUAAACACAAUCGUGCCUCAUCCGCAGAAGCCGAAGCAAAAGCCUCAGGCUUCCUUCAAGGAGGUUCCUACAGCUCCGCUUUCUGAAGAAGACAGUCUCAAGCUCCGCCAGAAGAAGGCGCAGUCUGCAAAACACGGAACCAAACCCAGGGGUGGUGGUGCACGGCGUCCUGGCACGCUCGAUCUUGCACUCUCUGGACCUACACCAAUGUCUACGACAGGAUCGUCUACUAAUCCAAAUACAAGCACUAAUGAUUUGAGUUUAGAGCAGGAUGCGCAGCCUAUAGGCGGCUUCGAUGGCCCAGCUUCACUACCACUGCAAGACAUCAACCCCAGCGUAAACUCCCCACGUAGGCGUUCGACCUCCUCAACAGGCUCGACCGCUCAUCUAAAUAUGAAGACAAACUCUACGCGCUCGAACUCCAUCUCAGAUGCGCCGGUUAUGCCGGCACCAGCUCCGCGGAAGUCGAAGCUAGGCAGGGGACCAACACCAGACUCCGUGAUACCCGCAGGGGAGGAUGACUCCGUCCUGCCUAACCCUGAACCGCACACUGAAGAGCCCAAGUCUAAACUUCCAGAGAAGGAUUACUCCUCCAUAAUGUCGAAGCUUCUCGCGAACCGCAAGAUCCCAACGAACCCUCCCAACGAAGAGUCUGGUCGCCGAAAACCACGUUCUCUCGGACGCGCUCAGUCUACCCGGUCAAACCCAUCAAGCGUUGACGAGUUCCUUUCGCGAACGAGUUCGCGAGCGGAAGAAGAGGGCGAGGAGAAGAAAGUGUUCGAGGGGUAUCAGCCUAGCCAGGAGCUCGGGUGGGAUUCGCCGGGAGCUCAGAGGGCAAGAGAGAAGAUGAUUAAAGCGAUGGGUGGGAAGGUCGAAGAGAGCAAUGUCCUUGAAGGGAUCGGGGUCGUGAGGGAUGGGGCAAGUGAUGCCGGAUUAGGCCGGGCGAGUAGGAAGAGGAGGGGAUGAUUACAUAUUGAUGGGUGUGAGAUAUGCGGUGGAAGAGAUGUACAACUUUGGAUGAAAAUGCACAAAGGCGGUUAUCUUGGGUUAAAGGAAGGUGACGCAUAGCAAGCCAGGCGUUAUGG